This is a messenger RNA of Hymenoscyphus albidus, 1600 nucleotides long. The record is from the annotation of a GenBank genome assembly. Lineage: Eukaryota; Fungi; Ascomycota; Leotiomycetes; Helotiales; Helotiaceae.
CUAGAAGAUCAUUGUUUCCGUUAUAGACCUUGUAAUGAUUUUAUUCCGAGGCGCGUAAAGUUAAAGAAAUCUUCAGAUCCCCUAAAACCCUCUCGCGAACAAUUGAUAGUUGGCUCCCCUCUUCCGGAGGCGAGAGAGGUAGGGCAGGGUGAACCGGCUACUACCGGGUGGGAGGAAACCGAUGGAAAUAUACCACGCAACAUUGAGACAUGAAUGCUGUGGAACGUGGAACGUGGGACAGCACAUGCUACCUGCAUACCAACUGCGGGGUUGCAUCUUCCCCUCCUUAUAAAUGUCAUCUUGUUUGUUGGAACCAGCUUCGAACUUUAUUGCUCUCAGGAACUUCCAUCAAGUACAGUAAAAUCACAAGAAAAUUACGAACAACACAUGAGCAAUAUGGCAAGCACUGAAACAUCCAGCAGCAGUGCGGUCACCGAAAACCAAGGAAAGCGGACUGCGAUUGUCACUGGAGCUGCAAGAGGAAUGUAAGAGAUCAGAACAUCGAACCUUCUGUAACUCGCUAAAGGCAUAUUUAGAGGAAAGGCAAUUGCGCUCCGACUUGCUAAGGAUGGUUACGAUAUUUGUAUCAAUGAUCUAUCACUCAAUCAAGCUGGAAUCGAUGAGGUAUUUUUGCCUAUAUCCUCAAAUUUCAUUGUGUAUGAUCUUCCAAUAUACUCAUAUAACUUCCAGACUGUCAAGGAAAUUCAAGCUCUCGGCAGAAAAUCAUACGGACACACAGCGGACGUAUCAAAGCGUUCCGAUGUAGAGGCCCUCGUCGAAGCCUCUGUGCAAAACCUUGGUCCUCUAAACACCAUGGUCGCCAAUGCAGGCAUCAGUCAAGUCAAAUCAGUUCUUGAGAUGACAGAGGAGGACGUGAGCCAUAUGUUUGAGAUCAAUGUCUACGGAGUAUUCAACUGCUACAGUGUUGCCGCAAAACAAAUGAUAAAGCAGGGAAAUGGAGGGAAAAUACUCGGUUGUGCAAGGUAGGCCUUCUCCCCUCGAUAUUUCUCGCUCGUUAUCUUCUCUGAUCGUAUAUUGUUUUCUACAACAGCAUAGUAGCCUUUCGACCAUUCGUGAAUAUGACCCAUUAUUCAGCAUCCAAGUGGGCAGUUCGAGGUUUCACCCAAGGGUUUGCAAUGGAACUUGCUGAACACAAAAUUACUGUCAAUGGAUACGCGCCUGGUAUCGUGGGCACGCCGAUGUGGGAGAUGUUAGAUGAAAAACUAGGUGAAAAGCUUGGCGCUCAGAAAGGAGAGACGAUCAAGCAGUUUGGCGAAAAGAUUGCGUUGGGUAGAUUGAGUGUACCGGAUGAUGUGGCGAAAUGUGUUUCCUAUUUGGCUGGUCCGGAUAGCGAUUACAUGACAGGACAAACUUUGAUUAUUGAUGGAGGUAUACAGUUUAGUUGAGUGUGGAGGACCUUCAGAGGUAUGAAGUGACGGCGUCGUCAGGGUUAUUUGGUCCCUUUUUAGGCUUAAUCUAACGAGUCGCUCUGUUUGAAAACAGGCUUAUGGGGAGUUCUUCAAUUAAAAAACACAUUUUUGUCCUAGAUACUCUCAAACUACAUAGCUAAUUCGUCCCCGUGUCGGUGGUGAAUAUCCCC